UCAUCUUUCAGUAGCUGUCGACCGUCGUCGUCCGUCUUGUUUCUCUCUUGCCUGUUUAGUUACUUGUAAUAAUAUUCAUUAUAGUUGUUAAAUAUGUCAAAAGCAAUAACUAUUCCUUAUAGAUAUCUAAAUUUUAACGAUAAAGUGAAGAUAUUGUACAAGAAAUCUUUAAGGAACCUAGAAGACUGGAUACAUGACAGGGCCGACUUCAGAGUUGAAGCUGUUAAAACCAGAGCAAAAUUUGACGAAAUUAUAAAUUGCAAAGAUUCUGUAAGAGCCAAUUUACUGUUGGAUGAGGCUGACAAAGAACUUUUCCAGAACAGUCACUAUCAGCCAAAAAAAUUCCCGGACUCUGUUGGCGGAUGUGCCUACAACAGGUACGUGCCCACCCCGGAUUGGGUCCUGGACUACUGGCAUCCACUAGAGAAGGCUCAGUAUCCCGAAUACUUCGCUCGCAGAGAACAGCGCAAGAAGGAGUACAUAGAAUGGUGGGAGAAGACUUACGGCAAACCUUCACUGGACGAUCACCACUAAAUACUCAUAGUUCUUAGUAGUCAAUUUUUUUAAACAUUCUCAGCUACAUGGGGCAGUUUUUGUAAAAUCAAAAUUAUAUCUUGACAAUGUACAUUUUGAAACAUUAAUUUAUUGAGGAAGGUUAUUGGUUGAUUGUAAUUUUAAUGGAAGAAAAGAUUAAAACCCAUGUAGUUGCAAAUGUUCGUAACAAAAAAUAAUUAUAAUUAUCCAAUAAAGGCUUUGUUUCUGUUA
Molecule: messenger RNA, 765 nt
Organism: Macrosteles quadrilineatus (aster leafhopper)
Lineage: Eukaryota; Metazoa; Arthropoda; Insecta; Hemiptera; Cicadellidae
Product: NADH dehydrogenase [ubiquinone] 1 beta subcomplex subunit 9-like
Exons: 3
Coding region: 94-534 (146 amino acids)
Biological process (GO): mitochondrial electron transport, NADH to ubiquinone
Source: RefSeq, a predicted model, not a curated record